UUGCCGUUACCUCCUCCCUCCUUCUCUCUCUCUCUCUCUCGCCCUCUCCCGGGUGAUCGCCAGAACCCUAGCCGGAUCUGCGGAUCACUGUUUUCUGGACCCUUUCUUCUUCUCCUUACUCAGAGCAUCUCUAGUUUGUUUUAACUUCCUCGUGAUUCCGAGAGAGGGAGAGGUGAAGAUUCUGCAACAAAAGUUUUGAAUAUAUGGGCUUUAUGAUGGAAAGAUUGCUUUUUUACAGAACGGACGUAGGGCACUGACUCCAUUCGACGUGCAUCGGUUAUGUUGCUGAAGUAUUCGGGAAAAUGGCGACGGAUAUGGGAAUCAUGCCGAAGAAUCUGGAGGAUGAGUUGGGGAAGGAGAUCGAUUUCAUCCUCCGUAACCACCGCGAGAUAGGCGAUCGAGGCCGGGAGAGGGAGUUACUCCCGUACCGGAGCGGUAGCGCGCCGCCGACGGUGGAAGGCUCGUUCUUAGCAAUCGAUGGCCUCGUUAAUGGCCCCAAUUCUGUCGACGACCAGUUACGGAAGGAUCCGGCGUACCUAUCGUACUAUUAUUCGAAGGGAAACGUGAAUCCGAGGCUUCCUCAUCCGAGCUUGUCGAAGGAGGAUUGGCGAGUGACGCAACGGUUGCAGGCAGGGAGCUCGUCUAUCGGCCGGAUUGGGGAUAGGAAGAAUGUAGGGACUGUGGGUGAUGGAGGGAGCAAGCCGUUGCUUUCUUUGCACGCUGGAGCGGGGGCACGCCCGGGGAACGAAAGCAGUAAGCUUGCGCACAACAGUAUGCCGCGGCAGGCUUCGGCUGAGUGGCUUGAGCGAGGAGAGGAUGGUCUGAUUGGGUUGUCGGGUCUGGGGAUGGGGGAGAGGAGGAGAAGCCUUGCUGAUAUCGUUCAGGAGGAAUUUUGCCAAUCACCAUCCUUGUCUGGUCACAUUUCUCGCCCUGCUAGUCGAAAUAGUUUUGACAAUGCAGAUCAUGCUUCAGAAACUCAGGUUGUCCAUUCACAGAAUUUUUUGGAUGGCAUUGAUGUUUUGCGUUCUGGAUCAAAUAAUGGAUGUGUGCCUAGAGUUCAGAGUCUUCAGACAACAGGAGCAUCAAUCUCGCCUUCCUUUGCAUCUGCAGUUGGUUCCUCUCUUUCAAGAAGCAGCACCCCUGAUCCACAUUUGGCUGCAAGGGCUCCAAGUCCAGGUCUUCCUCCAGUACGAGCAAGAGCUUCUGUGGAAAGAAAGACUCUUGCAAGCACAAACUCUUUCAACAAUGUUUACUCAUCUGCAGAUGAGCCAGCAGAUAUUGCAGCAGCGUUCUCCACCCUAAGUGUUGCAAAAAACAGAGUGACUGAUGAGCACUGUAAUUUACAGCCCCAAGCACAACAGAAGCUUGGUGAUCGUGGUACUUUUCUUCAAGAUUUGUCAAACGGUUACAAUGAUCUUCUGCAUCUGCAGCAUAUGAACAAGUCUGAUACUGAAAUGCUGCGGAUGUCAUCUCUUCCUAGAACAAUGCAUAAUAAUUUGCUCAAGACGAAUGGAGUAGACCUCAAUCUUCUUAAGAUGGUUUCUGAUAAAUUGCCUUCUUUAGGUGCUCCUGGAAAUUCUGAAAGAUCCAAUGUUUACUUUAGAGAUCCAAAUGAUUUUUCUGCUAUAGAUUUGAAUGGUUAUUCCAUGAAUCAGUUGUUACCUUUGUUGAUGAAGAAUAAUAACUUUGGCACAGGUAGCAAAAACAUGCAAGACUGUAGCAGCAGGAACCAAGUAGGGAAUGGUCACGAGAUGCCUGUCGCGGACCCUGUGCAUCUGCAGUAUUUGCAAGGUUAUGCAGCUCAGGCUGGUGCAAGUAUGAAUGAUCCGUCAUUGCAGAGGAAUUACACAGAUGCAUAUGUACUUGAACUUCAGAAAGCUUACUUUGGGGCAUUGCUUGCUCAGCAGAAAUCGCAGUAUGGUGUAACUUCACUAGGAAAAACUGGAAACUUGAAUCACGUAUAUUAUGGUAGCCCUACGUUUGCUCAUGGCAUGUCAUACACUGGAGGUCUGUCACCUGAUUCUUUUAACCAUGGAAGCCCUUUUAGGCAGGUUGAAAGAAAUCCACAUUUCCUUUCUUCAAUGAGGAGCCAGAAUGGGCUGGGUGGAUCAUGGGAUUCUGAAAAUGGUGGACAUAUGGAUGGCAGUUACGGAUCUUCGUUGUUGGAGGAGUUCAAGAAUAAUAAGAUCAGAAGCUUUGAACUGUCUGAAAUUACAGAUCAUGUGGUUGAAUUUAGUGCGGAUCAGUAUGGGAGUCGAUUCAUUCAACAAAAGUUGGAAACAGCUUCAAUUGAGGAGAAAAACAUGGUUUUCCAAGAGAUUGUUGCCCAUGCUCGUUCUCUGAUGACUGAUGUUUUUGGAAAUUAUGUCAUUCAGAAAUUUUUUGAGCACGGUACUGAAAACCAAAGGAAGGAACUUGCUGAUAAUAUAACUGGGCAUGUGUUGCCUCUCAGCCUACAAAUGUAUGGAUGCAGGGUCAUUCAAAAGGCUCUGGAGGUGUUGGACGUGGAAUAUCAGACUCGGUUGGUUUUAGAACUUGAUGGCCAUGUUAUGCAAUGUGUUCGGGAUCAGAAUGGCAACCAUGUCAUCCAGAAGUGUAUAGAAUGUGUUCCUCAAGAAAGGAUCCAAUUUAUCAUCUCAUCCUUCUAUGGGCAAGUUGUAGCAUUGUCCAGUCACCCUUAUGGUUGCCGUGUCAUUCAGAGGGUUUUGGAGCAUUGCAACGAUGCAAAAACUCAACACGUAAUGAUGGAAGAAAUCCUUCAAUCAGUGUCUACCUUGGCACAAGAUCAAUAUGGAAACUAUGUUGUGCAGCAUGUGCUAGAGCAGGGAAAACCACAUGAGCGUUCUGCUAUAAUCGAAAAGCUGGUUGGCCAAAUAGUUCGUAUGAGCCAACAAAAGUUCGCAUCCAAUGUUGUUGAGAAAUGCUUGACCUUUUGUUCUACUGCAGAACGUCAACUUCUGGUGAAUGAGAUUCUUGGAUCAACAGAUGAAAACGAGCCUUUGCAGGCUAUGAUGAAAGAUCAGUUUGCUAAUUAUGUGGUUCAAAAGGUAAUUGAUACCUGUGACGACCAACAACUUGAACUAAUUCUGUCGCGGAUCAGGGUACAUUUAAAUGCCUUGAGAAGAUACACUUACGGAAAGCAUAUUGUUGCUCGUGUUGAGAAGCUUAUAGCUAAUGGAGAGAGGCGCAUGGGCGCAGCAAUUUCUCAAGCACCCUGAAAUUCACCAAGGAACAGGAGGAACUUGUACAGCUAAUGUGGCUGGUAUCUGCAGCCAGUCUGGUUUCUUCUCAUCUCACUUCCCGUCUAUUCUAUCUUUUUGGUAGCUGAAAAUGAGAUAGCCAAAAGGCAAUAGUUCUAAGGUUAAAUGUGUAUAUGGUAGGCCUGCUUAAAUAAGUUUCACCGGGCUGUGAAUAUUUUUAUUGUCUAUAAUUCAAAACAUGGACUGUAUGAUGGCCGUAUUAGAUUAGGAAUUGCAAGCAUAAGCUUAAGGUGUCCUCCCUUGAGAUACAUGUAAAAAUGUUACAGGUUGUAAAGAUGGCUGAUGUACCGAAGCAUAACUGUAAAAAAGAAGCUUCAGCGCAGGUGCAAAAUGGUUGUAGGGUCUGGUUUUUCUGUAUUAAUUAAGUCUGUAAGUCUUACUGAAUCCUAAAUAAAAAGUUUUCGGUGGUA
Molecule: messenger RNA, 3670 nt
Organism: Nymphaea colorata (pocket water lily)
Lineage: Eukaryota; Viridiplantae; Streptophyta; Magnoliopsida; Nymphaeales; Nymphaeaceae
Product: pumilio homolog 1-like
Exons: 11
Coding region: 303-3218 (971 amino acids)
Biological process (GO): post-transcriptional regulation of gene expression
Cellular component (GO): cytoplasm
Molecular function (GO): mRNA binding
Source: RefSeq, a predicted model, not a curated record